AUGGUCCUCAUCGACAUCAGAAUUAUCCUACAAUCUUUUGGAAAGAUACUUAGUGAUUACGGUCUUUUAGAUUUGAAUGAAAAUGUUAAUUUACAAGCCAAAGGUUGUCGUGAGGUGCAAGAAGAAUACUCUAUACCUGUGGAAAACAAAGACUUACAUGCAAAAGACUCCCUCAAUCCUAACUGGAAAUUUGCAUAUGAUCAGAUAAUAAGGCACGUGGAAGAAAACAUUAUGGGUGUGUUCUUCAUAGAUGGUCAUGGUGCAACUAGAAAGAUGUUUUUGUACAGAGCUUUAUUAGCCAAUACCUGUGCCUGUGGUCUCAUUUCACUUACGACAACUAUGUCAGGUGUUGCGACUAAUAACAUACCAGGAGGGAGAACAACCCACUCACGAUUUAAAAUUCCUCCCAAUCUUGACAAUAACUCGAUGUGCAAAAUCAAUAAACAAAGUGGGGCAGCUCAUCUACUUCGUGAGGCAAAGGUAAUCAUAUGGGAUGAAGCAUCAAUAGCUAAGAGGCAAGAAGUGGAGGCAGUUGAUCGAACAAUCCAAGACAUCACAGGUGAGAAACUCUUAUUCGGUGGAAAGAUAAGGAUUAUGGGAGGUGAAUUUAGACAGGUGUUGUCGGUUGUUAAACAUGGCACACGAGCACAAAUUGAAGACUCUAGCUUACGAAUGUCACCUCUUUGGCCAUCGAUUUAA
Messenger RNA from Lactuca sativa (garden lettuce), 699 nucleotides. RefSeq lists its product as uncharacterized. Lineage: Eukaryota; Viridiplantae; Streptophyta; Magnoliopsida; Asterales; Asteraceae. Gene Ontology annotation, molecular function: DNA helicase activity. Gene Ontology annotation, biological process: DNA repair; telomere maintenance. The record is from RefSeq and is a predicted model, not a curated record.